AUGAAUUCAAACACAAAGACUGUGGCAUUCAUCGGUGCUAGUGGCGGCGUGGGCCUUUCAGCCCUCAAGCACACUCUUGCUGCAGGCCACCAGUGCGUUGCACUCUGUCGGCAGCCAUCCAAGCUCACAUCAAUCUUCCCGGAAUCAACCCCAAACCUCAAGGUCAUCGAAGGAAAUGCGCACGACGUGGAAGCCGUCUCGAAAUGCCUAGUGACCGAAGACGGUACACUAGUUGACAUCGUUUUGUCAACUAUCGGCAGCCGUCCCAACUUCCGUAAAAUGACCAUCGAAGACCCCGAGGUCUGCCAAAAGGGCGCUGCUGCUCUUGUUGAGGCUCUAGAUAACCUUCGGCGCGAUGGUAUCACUGGAACCCCACAUUUGAUUACGUUCAGCACCACUGGAAUCUCCCGCUUCGGUCGCGAUUAUCCUAUCGCCGUGUUCCCGAUUUACCACUGGAUGCUCAAGGUCCCGCACGAGGAUAAGCGGAUCACAGAGGAUCGCUUCGCGGAUAGCGGUCGGCCUUUCACCAUUGUCCGCGCCAGUCUGCUCACUACUGGCGAGACCACAAAAGAAAUCCGCGUCGGCAUUGAGGAUCCGAGGUUGGGCCGCGAGUCCGAAGCUAUUGGCUAUGCUAUCUCCAGAGAGGAUUCGGGGAAGUGGGUUGCGGAACACCUGAUUUUGCAGACAGAGAAGCAGUACGUGAACAAGAUUGCGAUGAUCACGAAUUGA
Penicillium maclennaniae is the source of this 729-nucleotide messenger RNA. RefSeq names its product NAD(P)-dependent oxidoreductase. The record is from RefSeq and is a predicted model, not a curated record. Bases 1 to 729 code for a protein of 242 amino acids. The transcript has a single exon. NCBI's taxonomy places the organism in Eukaryota, Fungi, Ascomycota, Eurotiomycetes, Eurotiales, Aspergillaceae.